AUCCAAGAUGACCGCAAGAUGUGAAGAUAAACUUUUGUGCUAUAUGUUUACUCUUUGCUUGAUGCUCGACUCAUUCCGUGUGGAUACAGAAUCGUUAAGUGAAGAUCUGGCGGUGACUACUAACAAGGUUUAUGGUAUAUUUAAAACGCUAGGAUGCAAAAUCGAAGGAUUGAACAAGUCUGAAAAGAAUGCGCUCGGUAUUAAUGAGGCACAAUCGAGAAAGGUGAAACGUGCUGCGCUAACUGUCCCACUGGUGCUUCCGGAACCAAAAAAGAGGAAAUACGAUAGAUGA
Molecule: messenger RNA, 292 nt
Organism: Acaulospora morrowiae
Lineage: Eukaryota; Fungi; Glomeromycota; Glomeromycetes; Diversisporales; Acaulosporaceae
Source: the annotation of a GenBank genome assembly